GUUCGUUAAUUCUAUUGGCCGCAACGGUUGUCCAAACAGUGACGGCACCUGUCUUUCAGGCUUCAGCGACCUCUGCGAAUGCGUGCCGAAUCACAUAAAGCUUUCGAGUGUAGUGUACCAGAUGCGCAUGGGUAAAUUCAUCCCAAUUCGUGUGGUCUUUGAUGUGGUUAUUGUGUGAGGUCCUUGAACCGAUGGCGCAUCGCGAUGAGCAUCGGGUCUUCUGUGGGUCAGCUGAGAGGAAAGGUUCCAUGUCCCAAGACCACCCCAUCCUUCUGAAUGCUCCCAACCGCGAUUCUCGGUACGACAGUGGGUCCAAAAAUGCAUUCGGAGGAAGAGAGGCUUAUACAUGACACAAGGUCAGGCUGCCUAGAAAGCCACCGGCGUUCAUAGUGUAUAAAUGCUGUCAUCUUCGCACAUAUCGACCAAGAGGCUCACCGUUCUGUCUGUUCGACCUAUUGAGAGACAGGCCUUUCAUUGAAAAUGCUGCUCUACACUGUACUCGCGGCACACAUCAUCUUAUCUGCAUUUACUGUGUUCGUAACGCCAACGUUCAUUGGUCCUGUCGUCCGCACUACUAGUGAAGAUCUAUCAAGAGCCGUUAAGGCUUGUGAGCUAUUGAAGGAUAACUUUCCGGAACUCGUCUCUUUUCCAGGCUCCGAGAAUUUCAUCAAUGAUAUUGAACAUUGGGCCUUCUCUAGCGAGGCAAACUCUACUUGCUCAUUUGAGCCGAGGACUGCUGAGGACGUUAGCGCCGCGAUUAAAAUAAUAGGAAGACCAGAUAUCCGUUCACCGUUUGCUGUGAAAUCUGUAGGCCAUGCAUACAAUCCCGGACACAGUUCAACUUUUGGCGUGCAGAUUUCGAUGGCACGAUUUACGAAUGUUAGUCACGAUGUGCAAAAGGGAACCGUGUCAACUGGUGUAGGUCUAUCUUGGGACCAACUCUAUGAGCAACUUGUGCCGUUAGGAGUCAUGGUGGCAGGAGGAAGAAUUCCUGGAGUUGGUGUGGGUGGACUUAGCCUAGGCGGUGGCUACUCCUGGAAGACAAAUCAAUUUGGCCUCACAAUAGACACCAUAGUAGCUCACGAACUCGUCCUACCUUCCGGAGAAAUCGUACACGUUACGAAUCAAACGGAACCAGAUCUUUUCUUUGCCUUGAAGGGAGGCCUGAACAACUUCGGUAUUGUUACUGGGAUAACUCUGAUGGCGCACAACCAGACGGAUGUGUUCGGAGGCGUAAUCAGUUAUUCAAAUGAAAGUAUCGGAAGCUUUAACGAAGCACUCGCUGAUUUUUCUCAGAACAACACGGAUGUAAAGGCUCAGGGAUUAUUUACCUACGCUACGGACGGCACUGCGCCUGUCACCCAGGCUAUACUAGUAUACGAUGCACCGACAGUGCCGAGUGGUAUUUUUGACAAGUUCUUGUCCAUUCCGUCCUUGAGUAGCGACAUAAGGACACGGAAUUUUUCGGAUUUCAUGGCCUCCAUUGGAACUCUUGAUCCAGGGAUCGGCCCUUUCGGAUUCGCUGGAGGUAUGAUUCCAACUGCCAAGUACACUGUCCCGAUCCUCGAGGAGAUAGCGACACAAACGCAAGCCUUUGCUUCCAGGCUGGCACAAGAAAAUAAUGGAACGGCGAUAAGGUUGGCCCUUGUCGCCGAACCCUUCGUGCAUCCCUACGCACAUUCGCUCGGUGGCGCAUAUCCGCACCCUCCAAACCAUGAAGUCCCACCGACGAGUGUCAAUCUGCAAUAUGCAGAAGGAGCGGAUACUCCUUUAUCUGAUCGAGCUGCGCGUCAUGCCGCCUUCGUCGCCGAGGCACAGAAAAUAGCUGAUGUCAUCCAAGCCAAGGCCGUUCAGGAAGGACUCAGCCAAUUCGGUGAUAUUAUAUAUUCAAAUUACGCAUUACCCAAUACGUCUCUGGAACUGAUGUAUGGUGAAAACGUGCCUCGUUUGAAGGAACUUGCAGCGAGAUUUGACCCAGAUAAAAUCAUGACACUUACAGGAGGCUUCCACUUCCAGGAGUAAGGAAUUUGGACUGUUAGUGACGUUGGUAUUGUUGCUCUCCGAUGGUUAGGAUGAACAAUAAUGAGAAAUUGAAAAGGCG
Messenger RNA from Fomitiporia mediterranea MF3/22, 2101 nucleotides. RefSeq names its product FAD-binding domain-containing protein. The transcript is spliced from 11 exons. Gene Ontology annotation, molecular function: FAD binding. Lineage: Eukaryota; Fungi; Basidiomycota; Agaricomycetes; Hymenochaetales; Hymenochaetaceae. The record is from RefSeq and is a predicted model, not a curated record. The coding region runs from base 481 to 2022 and encodes 513 amino acids.